AUGAGUUCCAAGCGAGUUAUCCGAUCUUAUUCUGCCAACGGCCGCUAUUCUUUUGACACUAACGAGGAGGUUGAACCUCCUUCCAGGGGAGAUGCCAGCCGCAAUUAUUUCCUCAACGUGCGACCUGAGAACAGGCAAACGUUUUGUAACAUCAUUGCUCAGAUAACCGAAGAGACCCAACCAGGUUUUGAAACCACACUUAAAUCCUACGCAAUAUCUGAGAAUACCGAUGUCAAGUUUACCUGCAUUGUGACAGGUCACCCAGCACCAGAGCUCACAUGGUACAAGGAUGACAAGGAGAUGGACCGAUACUGUGGCCUACCCAAAUAUAAAAUUGUCCGCUACGGAAAGAAGCACUCACUUCACCUGUACAAGUGUACAGAAGACGAUGCAGCCAUUUACCAAGCUUCUGCCAGGAACAAUAAAGGGAUUGUGUCCUGUUCUGGCACACUGGAGGUUGGCACCAUGACCGAGUACAAGAUUCAUCAGCGAUGGUUUGCCAGGCUCAAACAGAAAGCGGAGAUCAAAAGGCGUGAAUUGGAGGAGACACGGAUUAGGGGAAAGGAGAACAUGGCUCACACAGCCAACACUCAACACCAAAAUCUCCUGAGGACUGUGAGUCCAGAGAGGGUCCAGCGGAAACGCAAGUCACAGAGCGAGGCCAAUGCAAACUUACCCGACUCUUUGACCGAUAAAGAUGAUGUGGUCAAAGUGCGCAUCCCUGAUCCUGAGGCAGUGUCACACAAGAACAUGGCGGGUAUGCCAAGCACUGAUACAAUGAGCAAACCGACUGCAUCAGCAUCUGAGGUUCAAAAUGGCUACUUGAUGGGUUCCCAAGGGGCCCAACCUGUCGCGGUCAAAGAUGGAAAACCACCAGUGAAUAAUUCACUGGAGGAUCUGGUUGAAAAUGGCAUUUCGUUAAUUGAUUAUCUCUACCAAACAACUGAGCUUGUUAGGUCACAACCCACAGGGAAGGAGUUUGCAGCAAGUAAGAAGAAGAGGAAGCUUUCGAAAGAAGAGAGUGAACUAUCAGUGAGAAAAGCUGAGGAGAGCUCACAGGGUGAUGAAAGUGUACUAAACGAUAUCGAUAGGAACAAGUACGCUGGCACUUUAUCACAGUGCUUCCCUGAUACUUUGAGGGAAAACAUGAAAUGUGGAGAUCCUCAACCUGUUAAGUCUGGAGAUUACAUGAAGAUUGAUGAGCAGGCAUCAUCAAUGAUGUUAGGACAGAGGCAACACUCAGCAGUGCCUUCAAGUCCUAAAGGUGUAUUCCCUGGGAAGGAAAAGGACCUAAUGUCAAUAGAUUGCCAGUCACCCAAGGUCACAGAACCUGAAGUGACUAAGUUCACAAAUGAGUCAUCUGUUGAUCAAGAGCCAGUGUAUUCUAGUCUCCAAACUCCUGUCAAAGAUACUUAUUUCUCUAUGAAAGAUAUGUUCUUUGAAACUGUUCAGGAACCUGAGAAGCAUAGGCAGCUACACUUACCUCAAGCUAUGGAGACUAACGACCAGGCUAACUCCCAGGAUCAUGCUAACCAACAGGAGGCAAGUUCAGCUGAGAGCAUUAAUGUGCCAUACUUAAUGGAUGUGAUACCGAGAUGUGAGCCUAAACAAGCCAAGGCAUCUGAGGAUCUGCAAAAUAUGGGAACAAACAUGCCCGAGAUGGACAUUGCAAUGCCCUGUGACCACUCAGAAAUUCAAAAUAAAGGCACAUUUGACAAUAACAUAACCAGCAAUAUUCCGCAGUACUCUGAAGUAAGAGGGUCUAGCAUUGAGCCUUUGGAGUGUGGUGUAAAUUCCGUGGAUGUGUCUGAUAAAGCAGUUCAAGAAGAUUUUAGUCCCCCUCUCUGUGCUUUGGAUGCGAUGCCACAAUCUGCACUCCAGCCCUUGUGCAUGUUGGCAGACAUUCAACCUGAAGAUGAACCAAAUGCUUCACCUCCACCAGUGCAAGUGGACCUUGCAGAAGGGCUGAAACCAGCCUUGCCAACGCAGCAGUUGGCUCAGGAAGUUCUUUCUGAGACUGAGGUAUCUAAAGAGCAGGCAGAAUCUGAUUUCUCACCUAUUUCGGAGAGUACUGGAGAUGUGUGCAGUGUUAAUUCCUUUAAUGGUGAGUGGGAGAAAUUGGAUUUCUUGAACACCUCUGAGCAAAGUGACAUCUCAGAUGAGCCUCGCACGCCGGAGACCACAACUUCGGAAGGGACAAAGCUGGACCUAAGAGAUUCCCCCAGCGAGGACAUGUUACUGCCCCCAAAAGACGAGGAAACACAGCCAGACACAGGGAGGAGAAGCCAGGUCACUCAGCCCAUCUACCAGCAAGAUCUGGGCCUUAAAAUUGAUGUUGAAGCAAUGGAGGUCACCAGUACUACAAGUGAUGAUCAAGCCCCAAUUGAAGACAAACCUCAAACUGCAGGAGAGGGCCCUGUUCCUGUGAGUAAUGUGGUGCCUGAAGUGAAGGAAGCAAGAACCACAGCAGGCCCAGAUACGUUGACGGAAAGACCUUCCAUUGACUUAGCCCUUCCUUUUGUUGAAGAAAAUUUUGCUGAGGCAACUUCUACAGACAAAAAACUACCUGAGGAAAUGAUUGCUGAGAUCGAAGGUGAAUUCAUGAAGGUCGAUCGUACGGAAAAAGCAGGAGCUGAGGAGGAUGUGCAACGGGAUGUGUCCACAGACAGUUUUGGCGCCCACUUAGUUGAGAAGCUCCUAUCUUAUUUAAAGAUACCCAGUUUUCUGUUAGGGGAGAAACCCCCCACUGUCGGUGUUGGUAAACCAGAAGCAAUGCUAAAUAUCUCAGCUCUGCCUGAAGCGCACAUAAGUAAGAAUAAAUCACUGCCUAAGGAGUCAUUGUUAGAGAAAGAGGUUGUGCAGACUUUACCAACCGUGUUGCUGGCCAGUACUGAAGAUCUCCAUGUUAAUGAAGAACCUGCAUCUGCUGGACCUUUGGCAGGAACAGAUGUUGACCAUGUCAUGCCAUUACCGAGCACCAUGGAAGAACCUAAUGUGGACACUUUUACCUCAGCGCCACUUUUGAUGAAGACAAGCCUUGAUCCUGCCCUCCCUGCUGACACGCCACCAAGUUCUCCCGAACAUAACCACGCAACUGGUAUGUCAGAUACACAACCAUCUCUGCACCCAACAGCGGGGCAUUUGGAAAACCUUGAUGUUAGCCAUUCAGAGCUAAAUCUAAUGGUGGCACCAAAAGACCAAAACGUUGCAGAUACAUCUACUCUUUUGCCAACCUUGGAUGUUAAGAGAUUGGAAGAUGUAAGGGAAGGACAAGACAUGACUGCUUUCUCAUCUACUGAGGACAAAACUGACAAAUAUAUAGCUCCAUGUCUGGCAGGCACAACAGAAGAAAGCAGUGUGGUGAAGGAGGUUACUGGUGAGGGAAGUAAACGGUUGGAAGUGGCGUGUAUUCCAAGUAAUGAAACUGAAUCAGCUCUAAAACCGAUAAUACCAAGGAUUGAAGACACAACGUCAGACAAUGACUUACAGCAAACAAAGAAUAUCUCAGAUGCACAAGCACUCAAUACAAACCAAGUACCUUCCAUUGUAGUAGGUAAUGAAAUGUUUAAAAACACAGGAACCGCAAAGGUAGAGGACAGUGACGCAGCAAAGAAAGAUAUACCUGCAGUGCCACUUCUGCAAGCUCUGAGCACCAAAAUUAAGCUCAGUGAUGCCCAACCAAUCAUCCCGUCUGCCACACCGGCAGAGCUUGCUUCAGGUGCCCGCCGCAAAAUCUUCCUACCCAGAUCUAAGCAGCUGGAUGAUUCCGAGGGGCCAACUUCCGAUGUUCUUCACUUGCCAACUCAGCCAAAGAAAGAGGAGGCAGUGAAGAGAAUCCACCAGACACAAGGCGAUGUUGGCCACACAGAGGAGGAAUCGAGUCAGUUUUUGUUAGCGCCCAGGAGAAGUGGGGCCCUCUUGCAGGCCCCUGUGGUCCAGCAAACUGUGCCAAUGGAGAAACGCUCACCAACCUUGGCACGGAAGAUGGACACACUCGAAGUGCCGAAACUUCAUGAGGAACCUGAAGAUCAAAGUGGAAGCUCCCCAAAGACUAAAGGAGAGAUGACCAAGGAUGCCAAACCUACCUCCAUUAAAAGUGAGGUGAAAACAGAAGGGGGCAAAUCAACUAAGAACCCUUUUAAAGCUCCUCAGGUGAUUCGAAAGAUUAGAAUGGAGCAGUUUUCAGACGCCUCUGGGAAUCUGAAGCUUUGGUGCCAGUUCUUCAACAUUUUGAGCGAUUCUACAAUCAGAUGGCAAAAAGAUGGACUUCACUUGGACAAGUUGAAACGAAGUGUUGGCGACGAGAGUCAAGUGUCACUGGCAAUUGUACAGGCCUCAGCAAAGGACUGUGGAGUUUACAAAUGUGUUGUGGAGAAUGAAUAUGGUUCUGACGCCACGGAUUUUCUCGUCAGCAGUGAAGCGUUGUCUCGAUUUAUUUCAAGAGAAGACGUAGAAGUGGGCGAAGAAAUCGAGAUGACACCCAUGUUGAUCACCAAAGGUUUAACUGAUGAAGGGUUCUGGGGCAGCAAACUCUUUGGCAGAAUUAUGACAAAGGAGCUGCAUUUUGGUGAUGGAUUUCGGCGUAAAGCUAGCCGGGCGAAGGUUAUCUAUGGAUUGGAGCCGAUAUUCGAAUCUGGUGCUACUUGUAUUGUCAAAGUGCGGAACUACAUUUCUUAUGGGACCAAAGGUGAAAAUGGCCUUAUUGAAAGAAACCAUGAUAUCACUAUGCAGGAAUGUAAGCUUCAAAACACAGCAAGAGAAUACAGCAAAAUAUUUGCAGCUGAGGCUCGGGUGAUUGAAGCCUUUGGCCCAGUGCCAGAGGUAAUUCCAUUGCACUUGCUGUAUCGCCCUGCCAACAAUAUCCCUUACGCAACUAUUGAGAAAGAUUUGAAUGGGCAAUUCACAAAGUAUUCAAUGGAAGACAAGAGCAAGAAUCUGUCAGAGUCUGAAAUUGGACAGAAGUGUCACACCUUUCAACACUGGAUUUACCAAUGGACAAAUGGCAAUUUGCUAAUAGCUGACUUACAAGGAGUGGGACUGAAACUCACAGAUGUGCAGAUUGCGACAACUUCCAAAGGGUAUCAAGGACUCACAGGGAACUGUGCUUCCUCAGUUAUUGAAGAGUUUGCCACUGCCCAUCAGUGUAACCGCUACUGUGAGGCAUUGGGACUAAAAAGCAUCGAUAGCCUCCAACUAGCUAAGCCAAAAACAUCAAAGAGCCCACUGAUGACUAGGAAGGCUCACUCAACUCAGUCCAGCCCUCAAAUCCAGAGGAAGGGUCAUUCCAGCCCACAGCUCCAAAGGAAGGACCCUCAAUCUAGCCCAUUGGCCCAACGGAAAGGCUUGUCCAGCCCACAGGCCUCUCGAAAGAGCGCAACAAGCCCCAACCUUGCUCGCAAAGCAGGCAACACAGAGGACAGCAGUCGGCAAAUCAUAAAACACAAAACUGUGGAGGUCCCUAAGCCCGUCAAACUGCGGUAAAUGCGUUGGAACAACCAUUCAUCAGAUUGCGGCAGGGUAUCAAGCACUUUUUAUUUUUGCAAGCAAUUGUUUAAUGUGGAAAGAUUUGAGUCAAAUGAGGGAUUCAAGAAACCAAUGAAAGUUAAGUGUCAUCAGCAAUAAUGUCCCCGGGUACUUAAUGUCCGCCAGAAACUUUGUAGGUUUUAAAUUACUAGUCAGAUCGUGGGUGGGUGAUAUUGAGUUACAGGCGGUUCCUUUGGGUGCCUCUGGAGGUGCAUUAAACCAGCAGUGUUCUGUGUCCAUCAGCAGAACCCUGAGGUUUGCU
Molecule: messenger RNA, 5785 nt
Organism: Carcharodon carcharias (great white shark)
Lineage: Eukaryota; Metazoa; Chordata; Chondrichthyes; Lamniformes; Lamnidae
Gene: alpk3a
Product: alpha-kinase 3a
Exons: 13
Coding region: 1-5481 (1826 amino acids)
Biological process (GO): cardiac muscle cell development; protein phosphorylation
Cellular component (GO): nucleus
Molecular function (GO): ATP binding; protein serine/threonine kinase activity
Source: RefSeq, a predicted model, not a curated record